GAAACGAAAGAGGAGUAACCUGGAAUGGUCAACCAUAAGCUUGCAUAUUCUCCAUUCUCUUCCUCAUUAGCUAGGCUCUCUUCCUCUCUUUUCUGAGCAAUAUUAGUUGGUCUAUUCGUUUAUCGUUGUACAUCUUUGUACAGAAGCCAAACUGGCCCUUGCCAUUGACGGUUUUCUUAAAGCCUCCCCUUCCAAACAACUAGUUUCUUUUAACUCACAGCAGAAAGCAACACUCAGCUGGCCCAAUAAAAAAAAGACCAUUAUGGAUCAGUGGGUGACCAAAACAACGAGUAGUGAACCCCAGAACUCAGAAACUGAAAGCUCAAACUCUUUCUGUUCCAACCCUGCAUCCCCAUCCUCACCCCAAAGCUCCAAACCCCCAUCGCCAGACUGCCGAAAAGACAAGCGAAUCCGGAACUCCACCAAGAAAGCCCCACUAUACCGCGGCGUUCGCAUGAGAAAUUGGGGCAAAUGGGUCUCCGAAAUCCGCGAGCCCCGCAAAAAAUCCCGCAUAUGGCUCGGUACUUACCCCACCCCGGAAAUGGCCGCUAGAGCCCACGAUGUCGCUGCGCUGAGCAUCAAAGGAAACUCCGCCAUACUAAAUUUCCCGGAGCUCGCCCACUUACUGCCCCGCCCCGUCUCGCUGGCUCCACGUGACGUGCAAGCCGCGGCGGCUAAGGCAGCCAGGAUGGAUAACUUCGACUUGACGUCGCCGUCGUUGUCGUCGCUGGUUUCGGCGAUGGACUUGUCGAAAGAGUCAGAGGAGUUGAGUGAGCUCGUUGAGUUGCCGAGUUUGGGGACGAAUUAUGAGUCGGAGCGCUUGAGUAAGGAGUUUGUGUUUGUUGACUCGGUGGAUUGCUGGGGGAUGUACUCCCAGCCAUGGCCUCAGUGCGUGGAGGAUUGUGGGUAUCCAGAUGCUUGUGAUCAAUUGGCAGUGCCGGAGAAUGAGUCAAAUAAUUAGCUGUGGAGGUGUAUUGCGGGAGUACAAGUACUAGCAGCCAGAGCUCUGUUUUGCGAAUGUGAGUGUCUACGACUGUCCCAGCUUUUUCUUUUUUGUUUCUCAGUUUUAAGCACUUUCACUUUUUUAAGAAGGGUUAAUACUCUUCUUUUUUUCCAUAUCUCCGUACGUGUGUUCUUUUUAUUUUUUGUGUGUAAAACCCCUCUUCCUCAUCUAAUUGUACAGUGUUAGGUGGAAAAGAAGAAUAUACAUUAAUUUCUUUUUU
Messenger RNA from Juglans regia (Persian walnut), 1223 nucleotides. Its product is annotated as dehydration-responsive element-binding protein 3-like. Bases 263 to 961 code for a protein of 232 amino acids. Gene Ontology annotation, biological process: regulation of DNA-templated transcription. Gene Ontology annotation, molecular function: DNA binding; DNA-binding transcription factor activity. Lineage: Eukaryota; Viridiplantae; Streptophyta; Magnoliopsida; Fagales; Juglandaceae. The record is from RefSeq and is a predicted model, not a curated record. The transcript has a single exon.